CGCUAAUUUAGCUUCUUCGUGCCAGUACCCCAGACUGGCAAAACUAUUCGAACAUUAUUUUCCAGCCCUCGCCUCUUUUCUCUCUCUCCCCCUCUGGUCUUCGCCGCCGCCGCCGCGGAAACCUCCAUCUCGAACUCCCUCCCCUCGAUGACCGUAUGAGAUGUGCGGCGGCGGCACGCUCUCUCCUCCCCCUCCCACCCGCCGCCGCCCCCGUCCACACUCACACCUACACUGCCGCCGCCGCAUCCCCUUCCCCGGGCGCCAAAAGAAAAAGAGAGCUCGCCGCCGCCGACGCGCUCCAUUCGCUGCUCUUCACGCUCCCUCCCUCUCUCCCCGCCCUCCUCCCUUGCCUCUCCCUCCUCUCGCCGCGCCUCACCCGCCGCACCGUCUCCGACGCCCUCAUCUGUGCCGACCUGCCCGCCGCGUCCCGCAUCCGCCUUUUCCUCUACUCCGCCAUCAAACGGCGUCUCCGCUCCCCGCUACUCUACUCCCGCGCCGUCUCCGUCCUCCUCGCCUCCGAACCCGACGCCGUCGCAAUGUUCGACGCCCUCGCCGACGCCCGCGCCGCUGGUCUCCCCGCCCCCUCCGCCGCCUUCAGGGCCCUCGUGCUCGCGCACUCCUCCGCCGGCCGACACCAGGAGGCCGUCGAGGCCUUCUCCCGGAUGGGCGACUUCGACUGCCGCCCCACUGCAUUCGUCUACAACGCCGUCUUCCAGGUCCUUGUGGACCGCGGAGUCAUCCUCCUAGCCCUGGCGCUGUAUAACCGGAUGGUCAGCUCCGGAUGCCUGCCCAACAGUACCACGUACAUCGUGCUAAUGGACGGGCUUUGCAAGCGGGGCAUGGCAGUGGACGCUCUCAAGAUGUUCGACGAAAUGCUCGAGAGGGGGAUCGUGCCCGACGUGAAGAUCUAUACCGUGCUUCUCUCGUCCCUCUGCAACGAAGGGAGGAUAGAGGAUGCUGGGCGGCUGCUGUGCUCCAUGAAGGAGAACGGGUGCCCACCAGAUGAGGUCACAUACACUGUUUUCUUGAGCGGGCUCUGCAAGGCUGGCAGGGUCGAUGAAGCAUUUCAUCGGUUUGAACUGCUCCAAGAUGGGGGUUUCACACUUGGGUUGAUAGGGUAUAGCUGUUUGAUCGAUGGUCUGUUCCAGGCCGGACGGUUUGAUGAAGGCUUGAGUUAUUACACGGAAAUGUUGGGGAAGAGUAUUUCACCAGACAUCACCCUGUACACCAUACUGAUCCGUCGUUUUGCAGAGGCUGGAAGAACUAAGGAUGCAUUCUUGUUACUUGAUGAGAUGAAGGACAAAGGGUUUGUGCCUGAUACUUUCUGUUACAACACACUGCUCAAGGCUCUCUUCGAUGUUGGUAACAUAGAUAGAGCUCAGUCAUUGAUGUCAGAGAUGUUGCAGAAUAAUGUUGUCUUGGACUCCACAACACACAAUAUCAUGAUAUGUGGACUGUGCAAGAAAGGACUCAUAGAUAAGGCAAUGCAGGUUUUUGAUGAGAUGGGAGAACAUGGUUGCCAUCCGACGGUUAUGACAUACAAUGCACUCAUUGACGGACUCUAUAGGGCCGGCAUGCUAGAGGAAGCUCGGAUGCUUUUCCAUAAGAUGGAGAUGGGGAAUAAUCCCUCCUUGUUCCUUCGGCUAACCCUUGGUGCCAACCAGGUGAGGGACACCGAGAGCCUUCGUAAGCUGGUUGAUGGUAUGUGCCAAUCUGGGCAGGUGCUGAAAGCCUACAAGCUUCUUCGAGGUAUAAUAGAAAGUGGAGUUGUUCCUGAUGUUGUCACAUAUAACACAUUGAUAAAUGGACUCUGUAAAGCGAAGAAUCUUGACGGUGCAUUAAGGCUCUUCAAAGAGCUCCAACUCAAGGGAAUCUCUCCUGACGAAAUCACUUAUGGGACACUUAUUGAUGGGCUUUGGAGGGCACACAGAGAAAACGACGCCACAAUGUUGUUCCAGAAUAUAUUAAGGAGUGGUGGCUUCCCUAGUUUGCCUAUCUACAAUACUAUGAUGAGAUCUCUUUGUAGGAUGAAGAAAUUGUCGCAAGCAAUCAACCUCUGGUUGGAUUACCUCCCCAAAAAGUACAAUCUUUCACCGGAAGAUGAAGUAAUUGCUAAUGCCCGUAAAUGUUUUGAAGACGGUUUUCUGGAUGAAACAGUUAAGGAGUUAAUCAAGAUUGAUCAAGUAUAUGGUUCCCUUAACCCAAACCCUUACACCAUUUGGGUGAUAGGGCUCUGCCAGGUAAGGAAAAUUGAUGACGCUCUUAGGAUAUUUCAUAUCCUUGAGGAGUUUGGGAUUGUUGUCACACCAGCAUGCUGUGCUCUUCUUAUCAAUUACCUAUGUUGGGACAGAAACCUCAAUGCGGCAGUUGAUAUCAUGAUGUAUACAUUGAGCAAACGGUUCAUUGUGUCGCAACCUGUAGGCAACCGUUUACUUAGGAGUCUUUGCAUCCGCUACAGAAGGCAUGAUGCACAAGCACUUUCAUGGAGAAUGCAUCUUGUAGGAUAUGAUAUGGAUGUAUAUCUUCGUGAGGCUACAAAAGAUUUGUUAUACAGUCAAUAGAAUUGUCUGUAGCUUUGUAGGACUACAGAGCUGCCCUCAGGAGGGAUGCUGAUGUUUUGUUCUGUACCAAUUUUGUUAGGUAAAACAGCAAAAUAGGUUGUGAUUCACUGAUUUCUUACCUCUUGCAAUGGAUCUGUAAUCCAUCAGUUGAGUUGUAACUUCAAUAAUGAGGCAAAAAGUUUGAUGUCUGCAAUAAGUUAUACCAUUCCAUUGGCACAUUGCGUCAACAUGCAUUUACUUAAA
This is a messenger RNA of Brachypodium distachyon (stiff brome), 2804 nucleotides long. Its product is annotated as pentatricopeptide repeat-containing protein At1g79540. The transcript has a single exon. Bases 156 to 2561 code for a protein of 801 amino acids. Gene Ontology annotation, molecular function: protein binding. NCBI's taxonomy places the organism in Eukaryota, Viridiplantae, Streptophyta, Magnoliopsida, Poales, Poaceae. The record is from RefSeq and is a predicted model, not a curated record.